Ictalurus furcatus (blue catfish) is the source of this 928-nucleotide messenger RNA. RefSeq names its product sperm-tail PG-rich repeat-containing protein 2-like. Lineage: Eukaryota; Metazoa; Chordata; Actinopteri; Siluriformes; Ictaluridae. The record is from RefSeq and is a predicted model, not a curated record. Bases 149 to 736 code for a protein of 195 amino acids. The transcript is spliced from 3 exons.
UCUGUCUGUCUGUCUCUCUAAACACUAAAAGCUGGGUCUUGUAUCCAGGCAACGCUGAGACGCACGCGGAGUUCACUUCAGAUCUCUGUCACUGCAGCGGAAGUUUGUUUAAUUUAUUACCGACACUGAUUUAAAUACGUCAUUACAGAUGUACAGUCGCGCGCGCAGGGUUACGGAUUUGUGCGCCGGGAGCACGAGCACCGCCAACGUGGGUCCGGGUUCCUACAAUAUCCAGAGGUCUGCUCCAGAGAGAACCGGGUCUUACGCUCCUUUCCUAUCUCUGUCCUCCAGGCACUCUGUGUUUGACAGGUUGGACAGUGAGCAGUGUUCUCCUGGACCGGCUCACUAUGAUGGAGUCCUUACUUGGGCUCCUGUUCCUGGUGGACAUUCUCUGCAGAACCGCUCCAGGCGUUUUGAGGAGGCGGAGUCAAAUAUUCCAGGACCAGGAACCUAUGACAUCAUCCAGCCGUGGGGGAAGAAGCUCCACCCACUGACUACCCCAGACAGGGGCAUUAAGGUGCAGCUUGCUGUGUGUUAUAGCGGUUGCGUGGUUCCAUUCUGUAGCUGCUCCCAAACUUAUUCUUCUGGUCAGAUUAAAACGUACGCUUCAACUGAUGUUUGUCGUUUCUUUUACUGCAUUCCUUCACAACUUAAGUGCAUUCAAUCACCGUCAAACACCAUCAAACACCAUCAAACACCGUCAAACACUGUCAAACACCGUGAAAAACUGAAAUAAAGUACAUAACACAUUUUCACAUGAGCAUAUUGUACAUAAGCAUGUUCUUAAGAGUCCAUGAGUAUUCAUUCAUCUUGCUCACAUAUUAAACUAGCAUUAAUGGCCUUAGGAAACAUUUGCACUAUUACAUUACAAUACAAACAUGAAACGCACGACAUCACAAACCAACAUUCCGUGUGCGCCUUCCGACCA